AUGGCACAUUACCACGGCCUCUCGGCGUCGCGCUGGGCGGAUCCUCCUAACAACGACCAGUCGAACUCGCUCCUCAGCUCUACCACUCCAAACUUCCAACUCGACGGAGCCGAGAUGGAGAUGAAGCGAUACCAGACUACUCCACGAAUAACGGGCUUGCAAGAGGUGCAGAGGUAUAUCGUCGGCAUGGACGUCUCACAUACGAGCGAUAUGGUCCACAUGCAUCGUCUCACCAACCAGAACACCCAGGACAUCCAAGAGAUUCGGAUGGUGUUCAAGAACGACAUGACUACUCUGGAGCGGAAAAUCAGAGAGCUCGAGCUGAGCAAGUCGAGGGACAGCUCUCCUGCGCCAGAGUACACGAUGAGGAACUUCGACUACUCUCCGACUGAGGAUAUGCUGAACAACUUCAGCACUGACGAGCUUGUGAAGGCGUACAGGCUGGAGGCAGAUGAGAGGGAGGAGGUGGCUUUGCGACUCCGUCAGCAAGCAGCAGCUCUGGGCGGUGAAGUCUACUCCGUGCCUCAGAGAAAGCUGUUUGAGGAGAAUCCGGGCACAUCGACGGAGCCAGUGUCAACGCCUGCCGCGUUCGCUUGCUGCGAUCAAGCCUACGACUCCAUCGAAGAGCUGGUCGACCACGUCCAGAAGACACACUGUAGCUCCCUCCAAACCCAAGCCUCGACGAGUGCAGAGCCUCGGGAUACUUUGGCAAACACCCCUACUCAUCGUCCAGCUCGUACUGUGCAGAUCAAGGCCCCCGAGGAACCCUUGCCAGUGACUCCAGCUAGCAAGGUGGAUUCAGUCCUCGAAGGUUCGACCUCGAACAAGGUCAAUGAAGCACCACCAAACCCCGCUUCAGCGCCAAAAUGGUCUCCAGUCACAGUCCGGAACAUGUUACCCAUCACUUUCGACAUACCAGAUCACAAGGAGACCUUCACCUUCCAAUUCCUCCACGAUAACCUUGGCGGUUCUUUCUGGUCAUCGGGAUUUUACUUCGAGAGCGGGGACUCCAUACUCCCUAGCAAGGCCUACUGGAUUCUCGACCACGACCGCGAGCCAUUCAUCCCACAGUCACUAGGUCAGCAUGGUGCAAAGCUUACGGCGUUCUUCAAUGAGACGCCAACCGAACACGCGCCAAUGCCAGACAACUACAUGAACUGUCCGGUCUUCAUCAAGGAGGAUGGAGCGAAUCAGUAUCGAUAUUACGGCAACUACAGCCAGACGCGAUACUCCGACAAGGUUGGCUACGACUCGCUGAUCGACCACAUUCCAGAGCGCACUCUACGUCAAUGGGCAGACCACCUCAGUGAGACAGGUCGUCCAGAGUGGGUCACUCGUGCGUUGCAGAAGCACUUCUGGCCUCAGCCUGAAUACGAAGGACCCUUCCCAACCGACUCCGCCAUCAACACCCCAGCAACAGCAGCCACAGGCGGAGACAGCGGUGCUGGCGGCACUGAGCGUCGUGUCACAAACGCCCUCCACGAAUACGCCAAGGAGUCGAAAGACUGGCAGAAGGAAUCACGCAUGCACACCAGCAUGCUCACCUCGGAUGCCAUCUUCAACGCCUUCAAGAACCCAGACUCGGACGUCGAGCCCGGUCUUCGUCUCUGGUGGGAGUACCUCGAGUGCACCAACUACGACACGGGCUUCUAUGACAUGCUCGUCAAGAUCAAGAAGAACCCCAUGAAGCUGGCCAAGCGAAAUGGUAUCAAGAGGACUGUGGCCCGACCAGCUCCCCCUUCAACCUACACCAAUCCCAACCCAACUCCAACCGUGGACGACAUCGAAACCCUCCCCACCCUCGACGACACGAUCCCCCACGAUGACGCCCCCAUCGAGCUCGACCCCGUCCACCCACCACCCCCAAACCCCAAGCAACUCCAACGUGAGCAAUGGGCCAGUUUCAACCUCACCGAGGCCGAAGCACAGGCCAAGAAGUCCACGACGUUCGUCAAGCCCAGCUUCAAUAACCCGCAGCUGAAAAGCGCGAAUGCGCAUCUGAGGAAGGCGGACAUGGAGGCGAAGAAGUCGGCGGCGGUGGCGUUUAGGAAGGAUAAGAGUCAUACGCAUGGGGUGAGGCCGUGGGAGACGAAGGGGAAGGAGAGUGCUGCGGAGACUGCUUCGGGUUGGGGUGGUCAGGCUGCGUCGAAUCCUUGGGGGCCGGAGCCGAAGGAGAGCGGUGGGUUGGCGCCGAAUCCAUCGGAGAUCAAGGACAAGGAGGCCAGUGGUGGAGCUCCGGCAGGAUGGGAUGGCGUGGGCGAUAUGAAGGCUGCGAAGGAGUUCAACAACGAGGUCCAAGAUGGGCGGUCGUUGCGAGUCGGCAAGGGGAAGAACGGUGUUCCUCCCCAUGCGAGAGCCAAGUGA
Molecule: messenger RNA, 2364 nt
Organism: Zasmidium cellare ATCC 36951
Lineage: Eukaryota; Fungi; Ascomycota; Dothideomycetes; Mycosphaerellales; Mycosphaerellaceae
Exons: 1
Coding region: 1-2364 (787 amino acids)
Source: RefSeq, a predicted model, not a curated record